This is a messenger RNA of Mya arenaria, 741 nucleotides long. RefSeq names its product ATP-dependent DNA helicase PIF1-like. Gene Ontology annotation, molecular function: DNA helicase activity. Gene Ontology annotation, biological process: telomere maintenance; DNA repair. The record is from RefSeq and is a predicted model, not a curated record. The transcript is spliced from 4 exons. Lineage: Eukaryota; Metazoa; Mollusca; Bivalvia; Myida; Myidae. Bases 1 to 741 code for a protein of 246 amino acids.
AUGAGGGUGAACAACAGUUUUGGUCAAAAAAAUGUUAAACAAACAAAAGUUGUUAUCAUUGACGAAAUUUUUAUUCUGUCUCAAAAAAAGUUUUACCAACUUGAAGCUGUUUGUAGAACAAAACAUGAUAAGAGAAAAUACUUUUGUGGGCUCCAGGUCAUACUUUGUGGAGAUUUUUAUCUGCUGCCGCCAGUACCUGAUGAUCUACACAACGACAGCGGCAGUUUUUGUUUUGAAAGUGAAGUUUUUAAAAACUGUGUAACGCAUAAAAUCAAUUGGAAAAAAGUAAUGCGCCAGGAAGAAGAUCUUCUAGUUCAAUCUGUGAGGGAAACUGCACUUGGGAAUAUUUCAGAUGAAGUUGACAAGUUUUUGAAAAGAUUGGAGAGGACAAUGCCAGCUGAUAUUGAGACAGUCCACCUAUUUUCAAGAAAUAUUGAUGCUACCAUUUUCAAUUUUAGCUUCAAACUUUCUUCAUUUAAAAAAAAUAACUGUCCUGUUAUUCUUCUCAUCGAUCUUGGUGGAAAACUAGUAAAUGGCCUGAAAGGAUGUGUGAAAUCUUUACAAGAUGACUCAGUGACUGAUUUAUUUUCUGAUAUAAAUCAAACUCAUGACAUUAAGAGACAUUUGUUCUCAAAAUACGGUAUGACAAGAAAAUGUGUUGUAGCCGAGCGUGAGCAGUUUUCUCUUGUCUUAGGCUAUGGUAUGACAAUUCACAAAGCCCAAGGCAUGACACAUGAAUAG